CGAAAAGUUCUCUCUCGGAGUGGUGCAAAACAGCAGUGAUUAAAAAGUUAUAAAAUUUUGCCUCUUUUUCCAGGAACAAGUGUGCAGUGUCAAGUGCCGCAAGUUAAUUAAUUCCUCCUUUUGGAAACCGAACCCCAGGAGCAGCAGAGAAAAAAAAGGAAACACACAAAGAUGAAAGUGCUGGUAAUCCUCGCCGUCUCCACCGUCUGCGCGGUCAGCGCCGCCACCUCGGACCUUUCGUCCCCCCUGGUGGACUCUGCAGCCCGCAAACCCGAAAAGCGUGGCAUCGGCCUAGGGUACGGCCUUUCCGGGCUCGGCUACGACGCCCAUCAGCUGGGCUACUCGGUCGCUGGCUACCAUCCUGCUGCUGCGGCAGGUUACGUCGCCCCGGUGGCCCACACGACGGUCAUCAAGUCCGGCUAUGCCGUUCCGGCCGCCACCACCGGAUAUCUGGGUGGUUACGACGGGCUCGGCAAGUACACCGGUUACAACGGUGGAUUCUACCCGACCGGUUACACCACGGGAUAUAACGGAUACAGCGGCUAUGGUGGUUACGGAGGAUACGGUGCCAUCCCGGUCGUUGCCGGAACCGGUUACGGAAAGAUUGUGCAGCCGGCGGCCGCCGCCGCCACCACUUCGUACAGCAAGGUGAUCCACUCGUACCCGCAUUACAGCUCCGCUGUAGGCGUUGCACCAGCCAUCGGAUAUUCCGGACUUACCGCCGGAUACCACUACGGGUAUUAAGCUGUUUGGAGAGCUUCCCGUAACGUGCCAGCUGCACACCUCAACUGCCAACAUGCAACCCAGUUUCUCGUCACACCUUUGUACUUUUGAUGUAGGUUUCUCAAAGCUUAUUUAUGAACUUGAUUGAAUUGUGUACAUAACCUCUCUCAUCCAAUCGUGAUGACCUGUAAUAAAUUAACU
Messenger RNA from Culex pipiens pallens (northern house mosquito), 924 nucleotides. RefSeq names its product prisilkin-39-like. Lineage: Eukaryota; Metazoa; Arthropoda; Insecta; Diptera; Culicidae. The record is from RefSeq and is a predicted model, not a curated record. The coding region runs from base 172 to 744 and encodes 190 amino acids. The transcript has 2 exons.